This is a messenger RNA of Trichogramma pretiosum, 1583 nucleotides long. RefSeq names its product UBX domain-containing protein 6 (gene Gint3). Gene Ontology annotation, molecular function: protein binding. The transcript has 5 exons. The record is from RefSeq and is a predicted model, not a curated record. Gene Ontology annotation, cellular component: cytoplasm. Lineage: Eukaryota; Metazoa; Arthropoda; Insecta; Hymenoptera; Trichogrammatidae. The coding region runs from base 21 to 1337 and encodes 438 amino acids.
UUAAUUGUAAAUAUAUCACUAUGGCAGAUAAGAUAAAGGCACUCUUUUCAAAGAAAGUAAAGGAUCAAAAGUUCAAAUCGGCUGGCAAGGGAUACAAAUUAACAGAUUCAGCAAGUAGCUCUGCAUCAACAUCAAAGGCUAGUGUACAAGUUACAAAACGAGAUGAACCUUCCAAAGAAAUUAAAGUAGCUGGACAAGCAGCUUUGGCUCGAUUAGAGGGACAAAAAACAAGUGUUCCAAAAAUGAAAACUUCACAUAAAGCAAUUGUAGCUCAAGCAAAGAAAGAAUUGGAACUUGAAAAACUUGCUCUUGAACAAACAGAAAAAUCAUUUGAAUCUAAUGAAGUACCUGCUCUAGAAUCUAAAAUUGAUCAUGUAAUGGCUGUGGAGGGUGUUUAUUUCCAAUGCCCAGUGAUUUCUGAAGAAGUAUUGGAUAGAGCCUCAUGGAUUGAAAGAAUUCCAAUUUUUCUUCAUGAGGAGCUUCCUGAGAGUGAACCAGCAUUGAUUGCAAGCUUGAUUAUAAACAGUUGUAAUGUAGAUGCAGAUAGAGUGACUGCAUGUAAAAAUACUCUUGGCAAGUACUUAGAUAAUAUCAUAAAAGAUCCAUCUGAUAGUAAAUAUUGGAAGAUAAAAAUGUCUAAUAAAAUAUUUAAGGAGAAAGUUGAGCCCAUCACAGGCUCAAUCGAAUUUUUGACUGGGGCUGGAUUUGUUCGUGAAGUAUUGAUGCUCGAUGAUGGAGAAGAAGAAUUUUUAGUGUGGCACCCAGAAGUAGUUGAUAUUGAACAAUUAAAGACUCACAGGGAAACUUUAGAUUCAACUGAAAAAGUAGAGCUAAUUUUAGAUAGAAAUGAACAAGUUUUACAACCACACCAAGCUGCUCAGAGAAAUGAAUUACCAAUAGAAUUUUAUAAAUUAACAGUUGAAGAUAUGAAACGAGAACUUGAAUUGAGAGCCCAAGCUGCAGAGAAAAGUUCUAUGUUGAUGACUCAGGCUAUGAGGGAAAAAUUCAUGAAACAAAAAGAAAGAAAAUAUUGUUAUAGUAUAAUAAGAAUCAGAUUUCCAGAUAAUAUAAUACUUCAAGGAACAUUUGAUGUACAUGAAAAGUAUGAAGAAGUUGUAAAAUUUGUCCAAGAACACUUAGCAAAUCAAGACUUUCCAUUCUUUUUGAUGGAGAUUGGUUCAAGAGAAAAAUUAACGAAAGAAAAUUUUGAAGAUACAUUGGAAUCAUUAAAUCUAGUUCCUGCUGUUAUUUUAACAUUCUUUUCUGAUUCAUUAAAUACUGAAGCUCCAACACAGUAUUUGAAAGAUGAAACUCUUGCAAGAUUACAAUUUUCGUAAUGGACUAGUCAAAGAUACUGAAUAUUUUUUUUAUAAUCUAUUUUUAAAAAUGUAAAGUGUUAUUAAUGAGUAUAAGUUAUUUAAAUCAUGAUAACUUUAAUCAAAAAUUUUGUAAAUUAAAACGGUGUAAAUUUAUUAAUGAACUUGAAAAAUCAGUGGUUUCUUUUAUAUUACUUCAAUGGGAUUGGAAGGAUACGGAGAAAAAAGAAAUAAAUAAUAUUCAUUUAUUUGACCAACUAAAAUAAG